AUGGGAUCAGCAGGUGUCUUUGCCAAGACAAUACUCAUCCCAGCCGCAAUCGCAUUCUCAAUCUAUAUCCUAGCCUCAUGUGUGAUAAUCCCCUUCUUCCGCCGCUACCACCAACGAUACUCGCAAUACCUCCCGCUACACAGUAUAUCGGCGCACACUCUCUCCCUACGCGAUCGCAUAGCCGAUAAAGUGAUGCAUUUCUUUCUUCCGUCUCGGUGGCGGUUGGGCGCACGCAUAGCCGACCAUGAUACAAUCAGCAUUGACGAUGAGGAAGGGGAGACCUUGGUUGGGAUGGAUAUGGAUUCUGUGAGGCGGGGUGCGCUGGAGGAACGGAGGCGUGAUACCAUGGCUGACACGCAGAGUCGUUUGAGUCGGGAUUUGGAGCAGGGCUUUAUGGAUGACAGUGAUGAUGAGAGGAGUGAGAAUGGACGGGGAGGGAGGCUUUGA
Messenger RNA from Penicillium robsamsonii, 447 nucleotides. RefSeq lists its product as uncharacterized. The record is from RefSeq and is a predicted model, not a curated record. NCBI's taxonomy places the organism in Eukaryota, Fungi, Ascomycota, Eurotiomycetes, Eurotiales, Aspergillaceae. The coding region runs from base 1 to 447 and encodes 148 amino acids. The transcript has 2 exons.